GAUUAUUGGGGUGAGUAGCAAGAGUAAACUGACAACUGGAAGAAUUGUGCAGCAUCACCUCGGGUCUCACAAAUUAACAGAAGAGAAAAUUAUCGAUCUUGUAUGACGCUUUAACAAUCUUGCGAAUGCAAGAAACGCAAGCAAGUUCUCUCGACCGUUCUAUCUCCAGACAGAUGGACCGAUGGCUUUGGAUCUUGAAGUGAGGGAGGGAGGGAGGGAGCUCAGAGAUGGCGCGGCGCGGCGCGGUCCGUCAGCAGCGCGUUGCGUAGCCGUUCGGGGCGCGCCAUCCUGAGCGAGGACGCGGACGUGGAGCACGGCGGAAGGCGUCCGAAGGCCUCGAACGCUGAGCGCGAGAGAGCGGGCGAGCGAGCACGACGCGGCGAGCUGACAGACGUCGAGGUGGGUGGCGGAUCUUCCCACGAGAUUCCGGAUACUGAAGCCUGGGACCAAGAAAGAAUCUGUAGGAGCAGGAGACUAAAUUUCGACCCUCAUAAUUCGGCGCAUGUCUGGACAGCUUAGAGAAUUCUACUCGUAAACUAGAAAGAGAUGAGCGCCUUGGACUCAAGAUUCCGAGGGCCCCAUGAGAGGGUACCAGUUAUGCACCAGCUUGGAACUCAUCCUAUGCCCGACUGGGGUGGUCUUCUGAGAACACCUAGGCCUCCAUCAAGGCCACUCCCUCCACCCUUGCCUCCUGGUCCUCCGCCACUGUCAGUUCAGAUGUCACAUCCUAUUCUGUACCGUCAAGUAGAGUACCAGAUGCAGACUCCACCACCACCACCACCUGUGAUUCAUGCUCUUGCUCAUCCGACCAAUACUGCUGUUCCUCACCCUACUACACCUCAACCACCUAUCCAGCAUCUCCCAGUACCUGUACCUGUCCCCACUCUGUCCCAUCCAUCAGUGUUUCAACUUUGCCUUUUACCAAAUCCACCGAUGGCAUUGAAUCUGCUUCCAAUACAGCAUCAAUUGCUCAACCUUCCUGUCCAUCCUCCGCUGCCCUUGACUCCUUACCCACACUCCUCUUCACAACCCAGUCGUUCGGCUCCGAUGCAUUACACCCCAUUUGUAGCCCCAUCUCAUCAACCUCUAAAGCUGUCUGCAUCUGAGCCCCAACCCCCUGGAUUGGACAUUUCUCCUGCAUCCCUUAAAGAGCAAUUUCUUUCAAAACCAGAGUCGCAGAGUUCUCCCUUGAGAAAGUCACCCCAUAGGUGUUUCACCGAGAUUCCCAAAAUCGAUCGGAUUGAACCAGAAGAGACCAAGGUGGCUACGAAAACUGUAUCCACCAGUAUUAUUCCCCCAACAUUCUCUUGUAGUAUCUUGGACGACUCAGACGAUGAGCAAGAUAUUAAGCCAUCAACUUAUUUAUUUAUUCCUGGGAGUAUCGACUACUCUUACAAACCACCUCCAGUGAAAGAUCCUUUUGCGAACUCCAAAUCUCUACGUCACCAGCAGCCUUCGAAUCCCCGGAGGAGAAGGGAUGACGAUGAAGAAGCAGACAAUGAUGAAGAUGACAGCGAAUUGGAAGAUGAAACGGAUGAAGACUUCAUGGUCAGAGUGGACAGAACAUAUCAAGAAUUAUUCCCGAAGGUUAGGAAAUUCAUGAACCAGAUGGGCGUGGAUGAAAACUGGCAGUUGGACAAGGAGGAGAAAGCGUGCAUGAUCUGUCCAUUUCCCCAAAGACUGAAGGGUUGGACAGCUCUCCUUCAACAUGCAGAUAAGUUUAAAAAGAGGAGACUAGUCCAGCAUCGAGCUUAUUACAGAGCACUUUCAGAUCAUCUGAAGAGGGGACCUAGACUUAUUGAUGAUCAACGCUCCGAAGAAAAGGCAGUUCUGAUCGAUAGUGGGAAAUUGGCAGAGGAGUUAAUUGUAUGGCCUCCUCUAGUCAUUAUUACAAAUAUGAAGGAUAAGGAAAGCCUCGAUAUCCAUGUUCCUUUGUUUAAAACUAUGGAUGUAGAGAAGACCCUCCGUGAAAACACAGAUGGUAAACCUGGCAGGAUGUUGGUCAUGUUCCCUGCUUCAGAAUUAGGACUGUUGAAUGCAAAGCUGCUUGUCGAGAGUUUGGCUAAGCUGCUGUCCUCUCAAAUGCCUACCAACGUUCAUAUAUCCGCUCCUAGGUACAACACGAGAGCAGCCAUGGGAGGAGUGGGACCUUUUAGUGUACAGCACCCACAUCUGUACUCAUGGCCCAUGGAUCCUGGAGUUCCGGUUGGUCAUCUAGCUGAGCCAUCGGACAUGAUCAACAUUGAUCCCCACAAGAAACUUAUCAACUGGUCUGCAGAAAAUAGAAGGGAGAUACUGAAGAUUGUGUCCAAGAAAUCUAAGGAGGAACAUGAAAGGGAAAAAGCCAAACUAAAAGCUAAAUUGGUGGAGGUUGAUCAGAUAGCUGAGAGCCAUCAGAGAUUCAAAUCAAGUAAGGCAUUACUAUCUCUGCAGCUAAAAGAAGCUGAGAUGGGUUUGCAAGAACAAAAACAACGUGAAGAAUAUAUCUCAUACAGACAUGCAGAGCAGCUGAAAUUGAUGGACGCACAAUUCAAGAGUGAUAUAUGGCGGAUGGAAGAGGAACGAUUAGCUCGAGAAGGAAAGAUUCGGGCACUAUUCGAGAGUAAUGAAAGACAACUGUUGAAAGAGAGGAUCGAGAGGAACAAAGAGGUGGAAACCAUGAGGUCUCAGGUUGCAAAUAUUACACAAGAGUUAGAAAAACACAUAGCUCAGAAAGCACUUGGGAAAGAACGGGAAAUUGCAAGAAGACGGGAAGAAGCAUAUGCCGUCAUCAAGCAAAGGGAAGAACAGUUUAAUGAAGUAGCACAUAAUAUGGAGCGUAAUAUGUUGGAGAAGCAUGAAGCUCAAAAGAUGAAGCUCGUGGAAGAUUUCAAUAAAAUGCGUCAAGAAAUCCUUAUGGAAUGGCUUAGAAAACAAACCGCCUUGAAGGCAUCAGCCGAGAGUGCGAAACAAGAGAAGGAGAAACUUGAGAGCGAGGCAAAGAUUCUUUCUACAUCAACGGAAACAUUAUCGCAGGAAUGUUCAGUGUGUUUCUUAGACUUCGGGGAGGAAGCUACGAGAGCCCUCAUGCAACCUUGUGGCCAUGCGAAGAUCUGCUUAAAAUGUGCCGUUGAUAUUUAUCAAAAGACCAGAUUGUGUCCUAUUUGUAGGGUUAGACUGUCAACGAAACCGAAAGCCAUCCCAAAACUUUACAUGUAGUGUUACCAUACUACACAGACAAUGCUAAGGUAAUUCGACGGAGAAGUCGAUAUAGAAGUGUUUUCAAGCCAAGGUUACGUUAUCAGAAAAUCUUCGUCGCUGACAAUCUGCUUGUUGUGAAAGUAUACAUACACAUGAUUGCGACUUGAAGCAUGAUUAUUGGUUACAAUUUGAAGUACGAGAUUUGAAUGUCACGGAAAGAUUGUCAGUACAAUGACUGUCAUCAAUACAGCCAUGAAGAUUUCUGUUGCAGAUCGUCUUCCAGUGAGCUUCUACUAAAGGCGAUGAGAACCUACAGAAAAAAAGUAGAGUAGAGAAGUAAUAUGACUACCCUUUGUUUCUAACUAGAGCUCA
This is a messenger RNA of Marchantia polymorpha subsp. ruderalis, 3552 nucleotides long. The record is from the annotation of a GenBank genome assembly. NCBI's taxonomy places the organism in Eukaryota, Viridiplantae, Streptophyta, Marchantiopsida, Marchantiales, Marchantiaceae.